This is a messenger RNA of Mercenaria mercenaria, 773 nucleotides long. RefSeq names its product signal peptidase complex catalytic subunit SEC11A. The transcript has 6 exons. Gene Ontology annotation, cellular component: membrane; signal peptidase complex. Gene Ontology annotation, molecular function: serine-type endopeptidase activity. NCBI's taxonomy places the organism in Eukaryota, Metazoa, Mollusca, Bivalvia, Venerida, Veneridae. The coding region runs from base 82 to 627 and encodes 181 amino acids. The record is from RefSeq and is a predicted model, not a curated record.
UAACAAUCAAACGCAUCAGUUAACCGGAAGUUGUCGUCAGUGGAAAAUUGAAAUUAGUUUCAGUCGCAAAUUUGCUUCAAAAUGGGCAUGUUUGACUUUGAUUUUCUGGAUGAUGUAAGGCGAAUGAAUAAAAGACAGCUAUAUUACCAAGUGCUCAACUUUGGUAUGAUAGUCUCGUCAGCAUUAAUGAUAUGGAAGGGUUUAAUGGUUGUUACAGGAAGUGAAAGCCCAAUCGUUGUAGUACUCAGUGGAAGUAUGGAGCCAGCAUUCUACAGAGGGGACUUGUUGUUCUUGACAAAUUACCGUGAAGAGCCAAUCAGAGCUGGAGAAAUUGUUGUGUUCAAAAUUGAAGGAAGGGAAAUACCCAUUGUACACAGGGUGUUGAAAGUUCAUGAAAAAGAAAAUGGUACAGUAAAAUUUUUGACCAAGGGAGAUAAUAACUCAGUAGAUGAUAGAGGGUUAUAUGCCCCUGGACAGUUAUGGUUAGAAAAGAAAGAAGUAGUUGGCAGAGCCAGAGGAUUUGUGCCUUAUGUUGGAAUUGUUACAAUAUUGAUGAAUGAUUAUCCAAAAUUUAAGUACGCUAUCCUGGCGUGUCUAGGCGCGUUUGUGUUGAUACAUCGAGAAUAACCUAAUUGACAUCCUAGGAUCUUACCUCGGCAGACAUCAAACAUUAUUUUUCUCAGUGCCACAUUUAUCACAACAGAUACAUACUUCCUCUACACCCCACUGUUCUGCAAUGGAGUCUUCCAAGUAGAAAUAUUGUAGAAAAAAGA